UGCUGUCCCCCUUCCCCUCCCUCCCCUCCGCAUCUGCUCUCCACACUGACUCGAAUCAAUACUUCGCCUCGGUCCCUCUCGGAGCCGCGGAGAGGCGCGCAGAUUGUUUCUCAAGGAACAUCAUCAAGCCCGGGCAUUUUUUUUUUACUUUUAUUUUUAUUUUUCUCGCCGUGGAAGCGGUCAGAUAGACCGUGCGUUGCAAUAUUUGCUGGAUCAGGAGGGAGGAGGCGGGCGAGGGGUGGCUCGUAGGUGAUUAGCGGGGGAGUGAGCGCGGAGUUUGUGGAUCAGUGCUGUGGAGCGGGGGCUCCGUCUGUGGAGCGUGCGAGUUGUCGUGUUUUAAAUCUUGUGCAGGCCACACCAGUGUAGAUGAGGUGAUCGCAAUCAGGAGUUUCGCGUGGCGCCAUCGUCAAUCAUGGCAUCAGGGAAUGUGACGAUCGGGGCACAAGUCUGGGUGGAGGACCCAGAGUUGGCUUGGGUGGAAGGAGAAGUCCUAGAGAUUAAUGGCAAGAACGUCAAAGUACGCUCCGUCAAGGGAAAUGAGGUUACCACAGUUCUAUCAAAUGUUCACGCUAAGGAUCCAGACGCACAGCCUGGUGGUGUGGAUGACAUGACGAAGCUGGCUUAUUUACAUGAGCCAGGGGUGCUGUACAACCUCGCAAGUAGAUAUGAAUUGGAUGAGAUUUACACAUACACGGGGAAUAUCUUGAUUGCAAUUAAUCCUUUUGCGAAGCUACCGCAUUUGUACAAUAGCCACAUGAUGGAGCAAUAUAGGGGAGCACCACUUGGAGAGCUAAGUCCCCAUGUCUUUGCAGUUGCAGAUGCUUCAUACAGAGCAAUGGUUACAGAGAAGAAGAGUCAAUCUAUACUAGUCAGUGGAGAGAGUGGAGCAGGGAAGACAGAGACAACAAAAUUGAUUAUGCAGUAUUUGGCCUACAUGGGUGGUCGAGCAAACACUGAUGGACGAACCGUAGAGCAACAAGUCCUUGAGUCCAAUCCUCUUCUUGAAGCUUUUGGAAAUGCCAAGACGGUUCGCAAUGAUAACUCAAGUCGAUUCGGUAAAUUCGUGGAGAUUCAAUUCGACAGGAGCGGUCGGAUAUCAGGUGCUGCUGUGCGUACAUACCUUCUGGAGAGAUCUCGUGUUGUUCAGAUUGCAGACCCUGAACGGAAUUACCACUGCUUUUACCAGUUGUGUGCGUCACCAGAGGAUUGUGAAAGAUAUAAACUCGGGGACGCAAGAAGUUUUCACUAUUUGAAUCAAAGUGACUGUUUCGAGUUAAACGGUACUACCAAUGGUCGGGAAUAUGUUAAAACACGCAGGGCUAUGGAUGUUGUGGGUAUUAACCUUGAAGAGCAGGAAGCCAUUUUCCGAGUAGUAGCGUCAGUGCUGCAUCUAGGAAAUAUUGAAUUUGUCGCAGGAUCAGAUUCCGACACAUCAAAGCUCAAAGAUGACCAGUCCAAGUUCCAUCUGGAGGCUGCUGCUGAACUUCUUCAAUGUGAAGCGAAAGGACUGUUGGAUUCAUUAUGUACCCGAGUUCUUGUUACCCGUGAUGGCAAUAUCACGAUGACCUUGAAUCAGGAACAGGCUACCAUCAACCGGGAUACUUUGGCGAAGACAAUUUACUCUCGCCUGUUUGACUGGUUGGUGGACAAAGUAAACAGAUCUAUUGGUCAAGAUCCAGAUUCUCCGUACUUGGUUGGUGUGUUGGAUAUCUACGGAUUUGAAAGCUUCAAGUUCAACAGUUUUGAGCAGUUCUGUAUUAAUCUGGCCAAUGAGAAGCUUCAGCAGCAUUUCAAUCAGCAUGUCUUUAAAAUGGAGCAAGAAGAGUAUACAAAAGAGGCCAUCAACUGGAGCUACAUUGAGUUUGUUGACAACCAAGAUGUUCUGGAUCUCAUUGAGAAGAAACCUUCUGGCAUUAUUGCUCUUCUUGAUGAAGCAUGCAUGUUUCCCAAGUCAACAAACGAGACGUUCGCUACGAAGUUGUUUCAGCAGUAUAGAAACCACAAGCGGUUGACUAAGCCUAAGCUUUCUCGCACUGACUUCACAAUUAAUCAUUACGCAGGAGAUGUUACUUACCAGACUGACUUGUUCCUGGAUAAGAACAAAGAUUAUGUUGUUGCCGAGCAUCAGUUACUAUUGGGAUCCUCUAGAUGCUCCUUUGUCGCAAGCCUUUUUCCCAGCUCUCCCGAUCAAGGCUCCAAAUCCUCGUACAAGUUCACUUCCAUUGGCACUCGUUUCAAGCAACAAUUGGGAGCGUUAAUGGAAACUUUGAAUACAACCGAACCCCACUAUAUCCGAUGUGUGAAACCUAACAUGGUGCACAAGCCUGGUCGCUUUGAGAAUUUGAAUGUCAUCCAGCAGCUGCGAUGUGGAGGAGUGUUGGAGGCCAUCCGAAUCAGCUGUGCGGGGUACCCAUCGCGGAGGACCUUUUAUGAGUUUCUCGAUCGUUUUGGGAUGCUGGCACAAGAGGUUCUUGAGGGAAAUUACGAUGAGAAGGCGGCAAUAGAACAACUUUUAAAAAAAAUGAGUCUGGAGAAUUAUCAGCUUGGCCAAACGAAGGUGUUCUUGCGAUCUGGGCAAAUGGCUGAACUUGAUGGCAAAAGAGCUGAGAUGUUGAAUAAUGCAGCAAAAACUAUUCAAAGACAAGUGCGAACCUGGUUAGCUAAAAGGCAAUUCAUUGCCAUGCGAAGAGCCGCAGUUACAAUCCAAAGAUACUGGCGAGGGUACCUUGCUCGUAAGCAAUAUCAGAAAUUGCGUCAAGAAGCUGCUGCAACAAUGAUUCAAAAGAAUGUUCGGAUGUGGAUCGCUCGAAGAAAAUUCCUUCGGAUCAAGGAGGCAAUUAUCAGGGCACAAUCUGGAUUCCGAGGAAUGCAAUCCCGCAAGAAUGCCAGAUUCAUAAGACAGACGAAAGCUGCUACUCGUAUUCAGGCUCAUUGGCGUGGAUACAAGGCUAGAUCAGAAUACAGGAAGUGCCGAAAAAGUGCUAUUACAAUUCAGUGUGCUUGGAGGGGCAGGGUUGCCAGAAAUGAACUCAAGAAGCUUAAAGUUGCUGCUAAAGAAACGGGUGCUCUGCAAGAAGCAAAGACGAAGCUGGAGAAGAGAUGUGAGGAGCUCACAUGGCGUCUACAGCUGGAGAAGCGCAUGCGGACGGAUAUGGAGGAAGCCAAGAACCAAGAAAUUGGAAAGUUACAAGCAGCAUUGAAGGAGGAGCAGAUUCAAGCACAGAAAGCCAACUCACAGUUGACCAAGGAACUUGAAGAUAAUAAGUUGGCUCUUGGUCAAGCUGCACAAGUUAUAAAAGAAGUGCCACCGGUGGAAGUAUUUGACGCUAAAGUGGAGAAGCUAACGAAAGAAAACCAAGAAUUGCAGGCCCUAUUGGAAGAUUUGAAGAAAACAGUAUCAGAAUCUGAAGAGAAAUUCGCCAAAGCUAAAGAUGAAAGUGAGCAGAGACUCAAGAGGGCAGAACAAGCAGAAGCCAAGGUCACUGAGUCACAAGAAGCUCUUCAGAGCUUGCAAGAAAAAUUAGCGAACAUGGAGUCUGAGAAUCAAGUUCUCCGUCAACAAACCCUUGUGCUAUCACCGACCAAGGGCUUGUCUAAUCGGUUCAAGAGCACUGUGUUUCAGAGGACUCCAGAUAACGGUUAUCUCGCCAACAAUGAUCACAGAGAAUCUCGUUCUGUGCCGGAGUCGCCAAACACAGCACAGAUUGAGAAGGAACACAGUGAAGCCGAACAGAGGCGUCAAAAGUUGCUGAUCGAUAGACAGCAGGAAAAUCAAGACUCUUUGCUGCAAUGUGUCAUGCAAGAUGUUGGCUUCAACAAUGAUCGACCUAUCGCUGCUUGUAUUUUGUAUAAGUCCUUGCUUCAGUGGCGCUCUUUUGAAGCUGAGAGAACCAAUGUCUUCGACCGAAUCAUCCAAACAAUCGGAACUGCUAUUGAAAGCCAAGAUAACAACGAUGUGCUGGCCUACUGGUUAUCCAAUACCUCUACUCUGCUAUUUCUGUUGCAAAAAACACUUAAAGCAAGCGGAGCUGCAGGGGGUGCUCCUCAAAGGCGUCGCUCUAAUUCUGUGACAUUGUUUGGUAGAAUGACGCAAGGAUUCCGUCAGUCUCCUCAACCAGGUUCCGUCACAUUUGGAAAUGGAGGCAUCAUGGGCGGGUUAGAUAUGUCGCGGCAAGUAGAAGCCAAAUACCCUGCUCUGCUUUUUAAGCAGCAACUCACUGCAUAUGUGGAGAAGAUUUAUGGCAUGGUCCGCGACAAUCUGAAGAAAGAGAUUUCUCCUUUGCUUGGACUAUGCAUCCAAGCACCAAGGACCUCAAGGGCUAGUCUAGGCAAGGUUUCAAGGUCACCAAGCUCGAACGUGAAUGCACAGCAGACACUCAGCAGCCACUGGCACAGUAUUAUCUCCAGCCUUAGUUCCUUGCUAAGCACUAUGCGUGCCAAUCAUGCUCCUCCUUUCCUUGUUCGCAAACUCUUCACCCAGAUCUUUUCGUUCAUCAAUGUUCAGCUGUUUAACAGUUUGCUGCUGAGACGUGAGUGUUGCUCAUUUAGCAACGGAGAGUAUGUGAAAGCUGGGUUAGCAGAACUUGAACAUUGGAUAUAUGAGGCCGGAGUGGAGUACGCUGGAGCAUCUUGGGAUGAGCUCAAGUACAUCCGACAGGCGGUUGGAUUUUUGGUCAUUCAUCAAAAGCCGAAGAAGUCACUUGAUGAGAUCACUCAUGAUCUCUGCCCGGUGUUAAGUGUUCAGCAGCUAUAUCGUAUCAGUACUAUGUACUGGGACGACAAGUAUGGCACCCACAGUGUCUCGCCAGAGGUUAUAGCGAAUAUGAGAGUUCUAAUGACAGAGGAUUCAAACAGUGCUGUCAGCAACUCUUUCUUGUUAGAUGACGAUUCUAGUAUCCCGUUCUCCGUGGACGAUAUAUCUAAGUCAAUGCCUGAGGUUGACAUUGCUGAGGUUGAACCGCCACCAUUGUUGAAGGAUAAUCCUGCCUUCCACUUUCUAUUGCCACAACCAGAUUCCUAGUUUAAGCUCAAUUUUACUGAUUAUAGGCUGUAUUUAGAGAGAUUUUUAGUGCAUAAGUUGCAUGGACCGGGACUGUCCACCAUCUGUAAUUUCCACUCUGGUAUCUUUUUCCCAGUGACCCUGGAGCAGUUAUUUGCUCUACCCUGGGUUUACUCGACAGUUAUUGAAAUUACGUGCUGAGUGAGCAAAAUUUUACAUUUUUGUCCGCCAAUUUCCCCCUGGUUUGAUUAUCUUAGUGAUAACUCCGUCCAUUAGGAACAGAGUGGUCACUGAGUUGUAACCUAUUGAUUACUUUUUAACCCCUGAUUGAAAUCAAGUUUUA
Molecule: messenger RNA, 5342 nt
Organism: Physcomitrium patens
Lineage: Eukaryota; Viridiplantae; Streptophyta; Bryopsida; Funariales; Funariaceae
Product: myosin-11
Biological process (GO): actin filament organization
Cellular component (GO): myosin complex; actin cytoskeleton; cytoplasm
Molecular function (GO): ATP binding; microfilament motor activity; actin filament binding
Source: RefSeq, a predicted model, not a curated record